Amaranthus tricolor (Joseph's coat) is the source of this 1964-nucleotide messenger RNA. RefSeq lists its product as uncharacterized. NCBI's taxonomy places the organism in Eukaryota, Viridiplantae, Streptophyta, Magnoliopsida, Caryophyllales, Amaranthaceae. The transcript has a single exon. The coding region runs from base 136 to 711 and encodes 191 amino acids. The record is from RefSeq and is a predicted model, not a curated record.
AUUCAUUAUUAAAAGAAUUCUCAAAUUAAACAAAUUAUUAUUAUUAUUCAACCUAGCUAAUACGUUCCAAUAAUCUCCCUUACACUCUUAAACAUAAAAAUCUCAUUCCAUUACAAGCCAACUUAAAUAUAAGUGAUGGCCCCACCACAAGGAGAGGCCAUUCUUACAUCCUUGUCUAUGCCAAAUAAAACCUUAACCAGACCAUCAAGACUCUCUAAUUCCAAUUUUAAGAGGGUGGUCUCUGAAAAUGAUUUAUUCAAGUUGAAUAAUGAGAUUGAUAGAGAGAUUGAAGAAACAACAGAACUUCCAUCCAUUUCGGAAGUAGAAAAUGCAAAGUGCGAGUGUUGUGGGAUGUGUGAGGAGUACACACCGGAGUACAUAAAGCGUGUUCGAGAUAAAUUUCUCGGGAAAUGGAUAUGUGGGUUGUGUGGUGAUGCGGUAAAGGAAGAAAUGGAGAAAAAUGAAGGGAAUUGCAUUAAGGAAGCCCUAGAGGUUCAUAUGAGCCAUUGUGUGAGGUUCAAUAAAUUUGGUAGGUAUUAUCCUGUGUUAUGCCAAGCACAAGCUAUGAGGGAGUUAUUAAAAAGGAGCUCUAGGGUUAGGGGUAAGUCUAUGAGCCCUAGAGAUCACCUUAGAGGUCUAAAAAAAGAUGGCAUGACUAGGAGCUCUAGUUGCAUGUCUUUAACCAAUAACAAUCCUAAUAAUGAGGAUUGAUAGAAAUUUUUUGGGUUUUGUGUUUUUUUUUUUUUUUUUUUUGGGAUUAGCAUUAUUUUUGAAUGCUAAUGAUCAUAUUUUGAUGAAUCUACUCCUUUUAAUAUUUUUUGAAUUGGUUUUUACAAACAUAUAUCAAAUGGGUUGAUAAGAAUCAUUGUUGGAUUUGCUAGCAACGUGUCUAUGUAAUUAAUAAGACUUUGUUAGAAAAUCAAGUCUUCUUUUUGUUGAAAUACGUAUUACUUUCUCCGGGUAAAGAUAUUGUGUUCGACCUUUCUCGUCUCGUUUCCUAAUGCCCUUUUCUUCCCUCAAUUGAUCUUAGCGUGUAAUAAAAAGACUUUGUUGGAGCUAUAUUUAAUGGAUCAUAUAUCCUUGAUAGAGUAUAUAACAUAUUAUGGUAUUUAAACAUUUAUGAUUAAAGUCUGAUAAUAUAAUAUAUACUCUAUUAAUCCUUUUGUUCUAAUUAUCAAGUUUUUGAUUGCAUUUUAAUAUGUAUAUUGUGAAAUAAGUAAUUGAAUUUUGUACUUAUUAGUCAUACCAAGUCAACUCAGUGACAUUUAAGUCAUACCAAGUCAAGAAUAUACAUUCAGUGGAAACAAUGGGACAUAAUUAUGUAAAUUUAAUUGUACUAUUAAAAGUGAUUUUUCAUGAUGAAUCAAGGAUUUCAAAGGAAGGCCAAAUAGCCAAUAAACUAAUAACAAUAUUGUUGUGACAAGCCACAAAUCUCAUAUAGUUGGUGAUGGCUUGAUCACUCAAACAAUUGCACAAAAUGUUGUGAGUCUUGAUAAAUACAAGAGAGUACACCAAGAAAGCCUUGGAAUGUGCCUUGCCUCGCCUUGAACGAGGCAAGGCUCAAAGGGGGGACUUGCUCGAGCGAGGCAACAACUAAAAACGAAGAACAGAAGCAUUGGAAGACCCGUUCGACUGGUCAAGCGGGGUACAGGGCCCUUUUUUCGCGUGUGUUCUGUUUUGUGGGCUAUUUUACUUGGGCAUUUAGGAUUUUGUCCUAUGGCUUCUAAUAUGUUGAGGGACUAUAUAAAAAGGGUCUAAGAACAUCAUUAGAAGCAAGAGGUGAGGCAAAUACAUUAGAGAAGUUAGGGCAUUGGCCAUUAGAGUGUUUUCUUUGUAUUAGUAUCAUUUGUGGAGUUUCACAAUUAAAGGUGAAACAUUUAUGGGUUAAGAGUGAGCUCUUGACUAUUGUAACUUGAGUCAUUAGUGUAAUUGAGAUUAUAUUAAUGAUAAGAUAUUUUAUUUGA